Calidris pugnax (ruff) is the source of this 2597-nucleotide messenger RNA. It is a transcript of the gene INTS3, whose product is annotated as integrator complex subunit 3. The record is from RefSeq and is a predicted model, not a curated record. NCBI's taxonomy places the organism in Eukaryota, Metazoa, Chordata, Aves, Charadriiformes, Scolopacidae. Gene Ontology annotation, cellular component: cytoplasm. The transcript is spliced from 25 exons. The annotation marks the transcript as partial.
CCCUGAAGAUCCACAUCUCGGCGGUGACCAAGGCGGUGCUGGAGGAGUUCGGCUGCUUCGAGCUGGAGCUGCGGGGAGACGUGGAGAUGAAGCCAGAAGCUCCUCAGAUGUUAAAUGAUGAAAACAGAAGGUUUUCCGGCUGCUUCCCACAUGGCCAGGAGCUGCUGGAUGACGGGGACGGGGACAACUCCUCGUCCUGGAGGCUGGAAAGAUGCGUGGGCAUCGUGACUUCGUUAACCAACGGGCUGUCGGAGAGGGAGGCUAACGAUGCCCUCAACGCUCACAUCUGUAAAGGAACCCCUCAGCAUGAAGAGAUCUGCCUGGGCCUUUUCACCCUGGUCUUGACGGAACCCUCUCAGGCGCAGAAGUGCUACCGGGACCUGGCGCUGGUGAGCCGGGACGGCAUGAACAUCGUUCUCAACAAGAUCAACCACAUUCUCAUGGAGAAAUACUUGAAGCUGCAGGACACAUGUCGGACCCAGCUGGUGUGGCUGCUGCGGGAGCUGGUGAAGAGCGGGGUCCUCGGCGCCGACGGCGUCUGCAUGACCUUCAUGAAGCAGAUCGCGGGUGGGGAUGUGACAGCAAAGAACAUCUGGUUGGCUGAGAACGUGCUGGAGAUACUGACUGAGCAAAGGGAGUGGGUGCUGAAGAGCAGCCUCUUGAUCGCCAUGGCGGUGUACACCUACCUCCGCCUCAUCGUGGACCACCACGGCACCUCCCAGCUCCAGGUGCUCCGUCAGAAGGAGGUGGAUUUCUGCAUCUCCCUCCUCCGGGAAAGGUUCAUGGACUGUUUCAUGAUCGGCCGGGACCUCGUGCGGCUGCUGCAGAACGUGGCCAGGAUCCCCGAGUUCGAGCAGCUCUGGAAGGACAUCAUCCACAACCCCCAGGUCCUCAGCGCCCAGUUCACAGGUGUCCUCCAGCUCCUCCAGUCGCGAACUUCUCGCAAAUUCCUGGCCUGUCGCCUCACUCCCGACAUGGAAACCAAGCUGCUCUUCAUGACCUCCCGGGUCCGGUUUGGCCAGCAGAAACGGUACCAGGACUGGUUUCAAAGACAAUACCUGUCCACCCCGGACAGCCAGUCCCUGCGCUGCGACCUCAUCCGCUACAUCUGUGGGGUGGUCCAUCCUUCCAACGAGGUGCUCAGCUCCGACAUCCUCCCGCGCUGGGCCAUCAUCGGGUGGUUGUUGACCACCUGCACGUCCAACGUUGCUGCUUCAAAUGCCAAACUGGCCCUAUUUUACGACUGGCUCUUCUUCAACCCUGAGAAGGACAGCAUCAUGAAUAUAGAGCCUGCCAUUCUGGUGAUGCAUCACUCCAUGAAGCCUCACCCUGCCAUCACCGCCACGCUGCUGGAUUUCAUGUGCCGGAUCAUUCCCAACUUCUACCCCCCUCUGGAGGCUCACGUCCGACAAGGUGUCUUCAACUCUCUCACCCACAUUGUGGAGAAGCGAGUCCUUGCACAUCUGGCCCCUCUCUUCGACAACCCCAAGCUGGACAAAGAGCUCCGUGCCAUGUUGAGGGAGAAGUUCCCAGAGUUCUGCAGUUCACCCUCACCCCCCAUCGAAGUCAAAAUCGAGGAACCCGUUUCCAUGGAGAUGGACAAUCACAUGUCAGAAAAGGACGACAGUUGCUACGACAACGCCGAGGCCGCGUUCAGUGACGACGAAGACGACUUGAACAGCAAAGGGAAGAAGAGGGAGUUCAGGUUUCAUCCCAUCAAGGAGACCAUCGUGGAGGAACCUGUUGAUAUCACACCGUUCCUCGACCAGCUGGACGAGUCCCUGAAGGACAAGGUCCUGCAGCUGCAGAAGGGAAGCGAUACGGAAGCUCAGUGUGAGGUCAUGCAGGAAAUCGUGGAUCAAGUGUUGGAGGAGGAUUUCGACUCGGAGCAGUUAUCGGUGCUCGCCUCCUGCCUCCAGGAGCUAUUUAAGGCUCAUUUCCGUGGGGAGGUUUUGCCAGAAGAAAUCACGGAGGAGUCUCUGGAGGAGUCGGUGGGGAAACCUCUCUACCUAAUAUUUAGGAACCUCUGCCAGAUGCAGGAGGACAACAGUGGAUUCUCGCUGCUGCUGGAUCUCCUGUCGGAGCUCUACCAGAAGCAACCCAAGAUUGGUUACCACCUUCUCUACUAUUUAAAAGCCAGCAAAGCCGCGGCCGGGAAGAUGAACCUCUACGAGUCCUUUGCCCAGGCCACGCAGCUGGGGGACCUGCACACGUGUCUCAUGAUGGACAUGAAGGCCUGCCAGGAAGACGACGUGCGGCUGCUCUGCUACCUCACCCCUUCCAUUUACACCGAGUUCCCAGACGAGACCCUCCGGAGCGGGGAGCUGCUCAACAUGAUCGUAGCCGUCAUAGAUUCCUUCCAGUUGCAGGAACUGGUGUGUCACGUCAUGAUGGGCAACCUCGUCAUGUUCCGGAAAGAUUCCGUGUUGAACAUCCUGAGUGAGCCCAGCGAGGAGAUGGUGAAGAUGGUGCUGAGCAGGCCCUGCCACCCCGACGACCAGUUCACCACCAGCAUCCUGAGGCACUGGUGCAUCAAACACGACGACCUCUUGGCCGAGCACAUCAAGUCCCUGCUCAUCAAGAACAACAGCCUGCCC